AACAACAGCUGCACUUAUCGGACCGGGACUCCACAGAGGAACAUGACGAUGACUUCCAGAAAGCUCGUGUCCCCCCACCUUCCCUCUGCGAAGCUCCCGCACUUGUUCUAAUGGCCGGUCGCCCCGCGACUCUUCAGCUUUUGUGCGGCUCUACUUGCCCACGAGCGGGUUCGUGCUUAUUAGCGCCAAUGAGGACCGCGCUGUCGGAGCGGCGCUGAGCGCGUUGUUACCCGUUGGGUUGGGUACAUUUAGGCCGGCGAGGAGCGACGAGUGCGGCGGAAAGAAGAGACCGCGAUCCCAGUGUUGUCUGACAUUUUGAUCCCUUUGAGAACGCACCGAGCAACCCCCCCCAACCCCCCCCCAAAAAAACUUGUGGUUUGUAUCGCGAUGCGCGUUGUGUAGUGGUGAGCGCGCCGCGCCGUGCGUGAGACAGGCAGCAAUAGUGCAGAAUAAAUCUACAGCUCCGGCGGAAGGAAGAUCAACAGGAAAAGAAGAUGAUGAUGAUGGCUGGCGGCGGCGGCGGAGCGGCCGUGGACCUCAACGGGAUAUACCCGAACCUGCAGAGCCUGCAGCAGCCCCCCAUGGACGCGGAUAGCCCGGACUCCCGCAAACGACCCCUGGAAACUCCGGCGGAGGAGGCCGGCUGUACCAAGCGCACCAACACUGGAGAGGAGGGCGAGUACUUCCUGAAGGUGCUGAUCCCCAGCUAUGCAGCCGGCUCUAUAAUCGGCAAGGGAGGCCAGACCAUCGUACAACUGCAGAAAGAGACGGGUGCCACCAUUAAGCUGUCCAAAUCCAAAGACUUCUACCCUGGAACAACAGAACGCGUCUGUCUGAUACAGGGUACAGUCGAGGCUCUUAAUGGUGUCCAUAACUUUAUCGCGGAGAAAGUCCGCGAGAUGCCCCAGAGCGCCCAGAAACCCGAGCCAGUGAGCAUACUGCAGCCGCAGACUACCGUCAACCCAGACCGCGUCAAACAGGCCAAAUUGAUAGUGCCCAAUAGCACUGCUGGGCUGAUCAUUGGGAAGGGCGGAGCCACGGUCAAGGCGGUGAUGGAGCAGUCAGGGGCUUGGGUGCAGCUCUCUCAAAAGCCAGAGGGCAUCAACCUGCAAGAGCGGGUGGUGACCAUCAGUGGGGAGCCAGAACAGAACCGCAAGGCCGUGGAGAUCAUAGUGCAGAAGAUCCAGGAGGAUCCUCAAAGCAGCAGCUGCCUCAACAUCAGCUAUUCCAACGUCUCGGGCCCAGUAGCCAACUCCAAUCCCACCGGCUCCCCAUAUGCCAAUACGGCCGAGGUGUUGCCCAAUGCAGCCGCAGCAGCCGCCACCGCCUCUAGCCUUCUGGGCCAAGCCGGCUUGACAGGAAUGGGUGGCUUCCCCGCAACCAUGUCCAGCUUCUCUGGCAACGAUCUGCUGGCCAUCACCUCUGCCCUCAACACGCUGGCCAGCUACGGCUACAACACUAACACCCUAGGUCUGGGCCUCAACCCUGCAGCGGCUUCUGGGGUCCUAGCUGCGGUAGCAGCAAGUGCCAACCCGGCUGCUGCUGCCGCAGCCAACCUACUGGCCUCCUACGCUAGUGAUGCCUCUGGCAGUGCCAGCCACCAUGCUGCGGGCCUUGGGGGGUUCUCACUUGGUUCUCUAGCGGCUGCCACAGGGGCUUCAAAUGGUUAUCUAAAUGCUUCAUCCCCACUGAUGGCCUCCUCCCUAUUGGCAACAGAGAAGCUGGGGGACGGCGCCAAGGACGUGGUUGAGAUCGCUGUGCCCGAGAAUCUGGUCGGUGCCAUUUUGGGGAAAGGAGGGAAAACGCUGGUGGAGUACCAGGAGCUAACGGGAGCCCGCAUCCAGAUCUCCAAAAAAGGAGAAUUCAUUCCUGGUACUCGGAACCGUAAAGUUACCAUAACAGGGUCACCAGCCGCCACGCAAGCAGCGCAGUAUCUCAUCAGCCAACGGAUCACUUACGAGCAGGGCGUGCGCGCUACCAACCCACAAAAGGUGGGCUAAAAGGAAAAAGAAGAGGAAAGAAGGAAAGGAUGAAGACAGAGAUAGAAGGAAAUUGAGAGGGUCACGAUGGAUAGAAAAAAGAAACGUCCAAAUAUCUGUUCAAUAUUUCCGUAUCAAAUGAAAGAAUCACAAAAGGAGGAGGUGGGGGAGACAACCAAGAUAAGUGUGUGUGAUAUGUGAAUGUGUUUUUAGGACUGACGUCCUGAUGUUUUUUAAAAGUUUGUGUAGAGUCUUUUUGACGAUGGUGAUCAGAGUAAGCUGAACAAGUAAACUGCCAAGCUGCAGAUUCAAGGGUGAGGCCACAGGGUUUCACCCUCCUCCAAAACCUCAUUGCUGUUUUUUAUUUCUGGCUUUUGCUGGUUUUAAUUUCAGUUGCAAACCUCAGCUCCCGGUGAGUUGAACGAUUUGGAUGAUGCUUCAGCCAACUGAAAGAGCUGUUUUACAAACCUUGCUCUUUGUGUGCAAUGCAGAUGGCGUUGUGAACAGGGGUGAGGUUUUAUGACAAGCACCUGAGGUCAUCUCCGUCUACGGGGAAGCAAUCUGCGCGUUACUUUAAAGUCAUAUCAUUGACUUCUGUUGAAUUCUGGCUCAUAUCAUAAUUGAAGUUUCUAAAUUUGGGUAUUUUAUAUUUCCAUCCUUUAUUUAUUGACAUGGUCUCAUUCAAACACAAGUAGAUUAUUUAAACCUGUGAAUGCAGGUUGAUCUGAAUGUAAAAACAAUAUUAGCCUAUCGCUAUUUUUUAUUUACAGGGAUCAAAUAUUGUGUUGCAGUGAAGGAAAUGUAUUACAAAAAAAGGUACUUGGCCUGCACUUCACUGCUGCUGAGUAUAGUUCGGGGGUUGAAUAAUCCACGUGAGAGGACAGAGGGGACACACAGGAAUGUAUGAAUAUAUAUUUUACACGAAACACAUCCUCGAUGAUGCUCCCACAAAGAACGGAAGCACAUUUGCAUAUUCAGUCACAGCUACUAACACGGAAAUAUGCUGUUUAACCCUUUCCUGGUGCUAUAGGAUUAGGUUUAUAUCUCCUUAUACCAUGAAAUGAGAACCCUUGGCGACUAUUAAACUAAAAACAACUGAUGUGUCAUCCAGCCGUUAGCAGCCCAUUGGAUUUCACCCCUCUCACCUAAUAAAAAUGAAUUAUUUCAGACCGUCACGACAAAAAACAAUCCAGUCUUAAUAUCUCAAGUCCAUCCUCGCUCCCAAUGUAGUUGUUUUUAAUUUUCAAAAAAUUGACCAUUAUCUUCAUUUUUCCUGACGAUACGUUUGCCUUAGUCACGCAUUUCCCGAGAAUUGACUUAAAGCUCAUACUACCUUCAAGCAGUGUCUCACAAGUUCAGUCUGAACUAAAGAUGCAUUUUGAUAAGAAAAGCUGUAUGAACCAAUAUCUGUGAACAAAGAAACUAAUGCCUUUACAUUAAGGGUACCAAAUAGUCAAGAGACACACACUCACACACUAAUGAAAGGGAAGUAGAAUGACACUUGAGAAGAAGGGUUUGGACUUGCUUUUUUUUCUGGGAGCCAUCCCUUUUCCAAUUUGCAUGAAGACAAAAUAAAUAAAAAAGAUCCAGUUCACCCCGGCAGCCUGUUAUCGUCCCCCAAAACACGUUAGCGCUCACUAAGUGCAGCGGUAUUCAAACGCCGCGCAAUGUUUGGGCGUUGUCUUUACUUUCAUGGGCAAUCGUUAUGGACUGAUAGUCCAGAGCCUUUCCCCAAACACUCGAAGAUAACCUUGGCUUCCUUCUGUGCUGCUAUCCAUGGUGUUCAUCCUGAGUACACUGGGUCUCUGAAGACUGCACUGUGAGACAUUAAGAACACAAUGUAAAGCGUGUCUGUGCCCCCCUGGGACAUGAGUAUAUUUUAAUGUGCACAUCCAUGUGACGUAAACCAGACCCCACCAAUACGUGAUAUGUUAUAUUAUCCACAAGAGCAUUUAUACUCCAGCGUGAUGUUUCUGUUUACCAGUACCAAUGCACUGAGCUUCAAUUAGCGGGCCGUUUUUUUUGUUUUCUUUUCUGAUCAGCGAACGUCAAAAUAUUCCCACCGCACUUUUGUGUUACGUCCACGCUCUAAAGACAUCUUUCAAUUGUCCCCAUCGACCCAAGCUCUAUGACCAGCUUCCUGAAUUCACGGCUGUGAGGGUUGGCGCUGAGAAGUGUCCCAAGAAAUUCAGAACCUCUCUUGUUUGUGUUGUUUCCUUGGAAAAUUGAACUAAUGGCCUUUUUCAUUUUCAUAAUUCACGUUCAAAGAUAAAUGGAAUCGAGCCGAGCAUUGGGACACAGAGCCUUUACUUCCAAAACUGAAAUCUCUCCCUUCACCGCGCGUCCUGAAAGGCUUUUCCGCUCAUCCAUAACUACAAUCUGGCCACUAGCGAAACCAUAGCGCACGGAUAACCUUUUACUGCCCAGGGUUUUUAGCAUAUAAUAAGAUACAAGCACAAAACAAGGGAAUGUUUUAUCAAUGCAACUGGGCUGCUUGACUGCAAGGGGAGGGGCUCUCCGAUCAUGACGUUGUGCCAAAUGCUAUUUCUCUCUGCCCUCUCAUUGACCUUCUUCUUUCUCUCAGCAUUCUUAUACCUCCUGCAUGUUGCUGUUUCUCACCAACCCGAGACCCGAUGUGUCCGAGCUUCUUCCUACACUUUCCUACUCUCCCCCUCUUUCUCCUCUCUCCCCCCAACUUCUUGUCUUCUCAUGGGUGGCACGCUGGCGGUGGGAGUUAUGCACUAUAGGUCAUAAGGGUAUGAAAAUAUUUUCCCAAGCCGUAGAGUUCACAAGGCUAAAAAUGCACAGAAAACACCUGCCUCUGAAACUGUGACACCCACGAGACCAACCAGCAAACGUUAGCUCAAAGUAUCAAAUUUCCUCGUUAGAAGAAGAACAAGCGUGUAGACCGUGAACUAUUGGCCUUUUGAGGGAAGUGUUGUUGUUUUUUCUCUUUCACAAGAAGACAAAUUAGAUAUUAACAUGUCGGCUGAACAAACUGACCUCCAGUUUCCAGUCACUCAAAACAAAGCGCAUGAAGGAACGGAACUCAUAAGAUGGCGCGAGCAAGGCGAGAAACGUGUUUGUGACCUCAAGCUGAAAACAAUGACAUCCUUUAUGCAUAUCCUCUUAUCUGAAAAAUGACUACAAAUCAUUUCUGUGGAAAUACAAUAUGUCAUGUCAUAUGAUCUAUAUGUACUUUAUUGUAGCUAUUCUAGUUUGUAGUCCAAAUGCAGUCCAGCGUUGUCGAUACAAUGUGAACUAUGUUAUAUUUGUGUGGAUGAUGAGAGUGCCAACCAAGCCUGAUUAAGAUUAGCUUCGCGAUUUGUUUGUGCAUUAUGAUGACUCAUCAUCAACCGGUGGUGUCCAUAUUUCUGUCAUGAUUUAGUUUGACAGUAAGAAAAUGUAAAGAAUAUUGGAAGCAAUAUAGUAGCAUGUUGUCCUGUUUUGUGUUCAAUGUCUGUUGUAUGAACCUUUGAAAUUACUAAAAUUUUGAAUGAAUAGGUUUACAUGUACUUUUUGUAAGUUAUGAAAAUGCUGCUAUUUGAUAAGUAAACUAUACAAAAAUAUUUUAGUUGAAAAGAUGUCUGGUCUGUUGAUUAGAAACAUGCUCUAAAAGGCUGGAGCAUAAAACGAGGUGUAUAGAAUGCUAUACAGUAUUGGUAAGAUAGUAAAGUAAUAAUAGACUCCAUAGUACAACCUGUGCCAAACUAGACCUCCGCAGCUGAAAAGUGUAGAUGUGAUCAAAUGUUAGAUAACUUGUUUAGAAGUGCUGAUCAAGUGCCAAUCAAACACUGUCUUUUAAGUUAAGAAAAAGAUAAUCAAACACAUGACUUAAGAAAAGCAAAGGACAAAGAACCUUUUUGUGCAUUGUUUUAUCCCAUAGGUACAUAGACUAAGAGUUAAAGAUUGUGAUUUUUAUGGAUCCAUGUUGUUUUACACUUCAUGCAUCCCUUGUGUGUUUGUUUGACCUGUGGCUUAAGUACUGCUAUAUCACAAAAUGUCUCUAUAGGCCAGCAUGGACUGAAGCAUAACAUGUUAUAAGCAUUCAUAACAUACCAUUAACAAUCAAAAAUGUGUUUGUGGAGUUAGGUGUUAUCUUUUUGCACGUCUUCUAUUGCAUGGUAUCAAAGUAAAUUAUGGAGAAAAAAAAGCUACAAAAAUCUGCGAGGCGUCUCUCGCAAACAUUCAAAGACAUAACGCUGCAUGUGGUCAAAUGUAAAGCACUUAAGUUUACUCGCCUCAUGUUGAAAAAAAAAAGAGUUGUUUUUUAUGUUGUGAGUUGGGAGGGAGAUCAUUAUUGUCAUGUUGGCCCGAAUAAAAAGACACACAUCCACAUCUAAGAUCAAAUCCUCAUGAAUCAAGUUCAUGUCUCUGCACAUCAUCCAAGAAGAUGUUUAUAUUUUCAGGUACAGUGAGGAGUAUUAAAAAUGUAAAACAAGCAAACGUGAAAAUGUUAUUCAGUGCAUUGGCUCCUUGUGUUUUUUUUGUUUGUUUUUCAGGAUAUCGGGCAUGCAUUUCUUUUUACAAACGGAUUGAACCUCUAUGAACCUGACCCAUAAUGUUUCUGGAUUUUUCUUUUCACAGCUUGAACGCCCAGAUCUAAUCUAUGAAUGUACCCAUUAACUCUUUUUUUGCUGUCAAAUGUUAUAUCAAUCUUUAAUGUAAAUUCAGGGCAGGAAUGUCAAAUACAUGUAGAGUUAAUAUCUAUGUCAAUAACAGAUUUCAGCUAUAGUCAGGUAGGCCCUUAUGCGGCCACAGUCAUGAUCCAGAUAUGUUUUUAACACAACUUCCGAUUUGCUGUCAACAUUAUCUUGUUUGUUUGGUGUUGCAUAAAUGCACUUUACUGAUCAGUGGGGUCAUACUGACUGUGAAAUGAAGCAAACCAUGUUGGCUUUUAACAGUUUUUUUUGCCAGUCUUUUUUGCUCUGAUGUAACUUUUAUUUCUUAUUUUCCUUUUCCUGUAUGGUCUCAUGAAUGAUGGAAGAACUAGAGUCUCAGACAAUAGUGAAAAGUAGCACCCGUUUCCUCACUUGAAGGCAUCUCCUUCACAUUCCCUUCAGCAGAGGUUUGUGUUAAUCACCGAGGGCUUUUUCUUUUCUGUUUUUUUUACCAGUGUGUGAAACAAGGAGGGGGCUCUGUAGGCUUUGGGCACUUUUGUGUGCUCUUUUACUUUGAAUUACAAAUUUAGAAAGAGGGUUUCCAUUUCUCCAGCAAAUUGGGAUUAGGCUGAAGGCACCCGGUUCCUGUCUCCUACAAAGUUAUGUUUCAAUCCAACUAAACUACGCUGACACUCACGUUCAGAGAAAUCUCUUUUUCUCCCGGAUUACAAUUGCUGUAUUGAAACGGUUUGGCUUAAAGUUGUUUAGUUAUUUUUAAUUGAAAACUCUAAAACAGAAAGUAGAUGGUUCACAUCUCACACAAAUACCAUUUUUUUUGGAUGAACGUCAUGUACGCCUUUGACCCAUUGCCCCUUUACAUCUCCUCCUUCUGAGGACAUAUUUCUGAAAUGUCAAAAUCAAACGAAACCCACGACAGUCUGCAUAGUUCACCCUGCAGUUUUGUUGUGUGGGAGCGUGCCUUUUAGGAGACGGGUGUGGGGCUACGGUCAGAUUAGAGACACGUAAUCGGCACCAGCAAAGUGAAGAUUGCCACCUCAAAGUGAUACAUAUGACAGAGAAAACCCAUUAGACUUUGAGUGGUAACGGCUUGCUUAGUGUCGAUCCAUAUUUCUCCUAUUAUUUUGUGUCACAGACCCCUGUCGUUGCAUUUACUAAUUCACAUCUGAAUGUGCCAAUUGAACUACAGUAUCAUUCCAAAAGUUGUUGUUUUUGUUUUAAUCCUCACUCCAAAUGCGUCCUGGACGUUCAUCUGCCCCCCGCAGAGCCCUUUCACAGGACGGCUAGGACUGGUUUUUAAAUCACUUCAAACUGAGGAGGACUCCUCGCUCUUCUCUUAAACAACCUCUUCUCUCUGAGUGUCACUCUCUCAGUCUACCGGACAUCACCAUUUGUUUUCCGUUGCACCGAGCACCUGCUACUGUGUCCGCCCUUUACGACGGAAUAAGGUAUUUCUGAGCCCUUUUGUCUGAGAAAAUGUGGGAUUUUUUUGCCAACCUGACAUGAGGCCAUUUUUGUCUUUUACCCUCUAAACCUCCCAUGAACUUAGUUGACCGUCUCCAUCUACAAGAACUCAUUCAUGUAUAUGUUGGAUAUACUCUGCGAGGCUGGUUAUCUGGACAAUUCUGCAGGGGUUGAAUGCUUGCUUAAGUGUAAACUGAAGGGAGCAGGCCAAUACCCUGCAACCAUUUCCACGGCAUGGUAUAUUUUCUUUAAGUUUUUUUUUUUUUUAAUUCCUUAAACCUCUGUUCUUUCCAUAUCAGAGAAGAAAAAAAUGGACUGACAGCAUAAGAUCAAAUAUUCCAACAUAGGAAAAAGUGAUGUUUUCCGGUUGACUGGGUACAUUUCUAUUGUCUUUUGGCAACAAUGGUUCUGUCUCUUGUUUGUGAUGAUAACAAUCUGUGAAAGUCCACAGUGUUAACUAUAGAAAGGGCUUUCAAAGACAGCUUUUACAUGUCUUUUAAAAUGAACCUAUUCAGAGAUUAAAGGAAAAGGUCUUUUGUGCCAUUUUGGAAAAAAAAAAAGUGCAAGACAAAUAUUUGUCAGCGAGAGUGCCAAAUAAUUCCACACUCAGCCAAAAUGCAGCCAGCUUACAUAACUUAAUAUUAGAUCACUGGAAUGGUUACAUCCCAUUUCCUCUCCCCUUGAAAAUGUCACUGUAAUUGCACAAUGUUUGAGCUCAUGUACCAUUAUUGUUAUGCUGCCAGUCUGUUUUCUGCUUUUGUCAGGAAAACUUCUCAGAAGUAGUAUAUUUUCUAAAUGACACACUGUUGGUGAGGAAAAUGAGAGGAUUUAAAAAGUGUCAUUGUUUUUAUUAUUAGUUUAUUUCAACAUUAUUCAUUAAUAGAUUUAACGGUAAUGACUAUUUAAUGUAACUGUAGUACUGUGUUUGUAAAGAAAUUCAGUGAGUUGUGUUUUAUGACUCGUGGACUACCAGUGAAGUCAGCAUUUCAGUGUUAAUAAUUGAAUUGUUUUUUAAAGAUUAUUUUUGCGAAGGCAACAAAGAGUCAUUAUAAAUGUUCAUUUUAACAUCA
This is a messenger RNA of Gasterosteus aculeatus aculeatus (three-spined stickleback), 9132 nucleotides long. RefSeq names its product RNA-binding protein Nova-1. The record is from RefSeq and is a predicted model, not a curated record. Gene Ontology annotation, molecular function: RNA binding. Lineage: Eukaryota; Metazoa; Chordata; Actinopteri; Perciformes; Gasterosteidae.